Molecule: messenger RNA, 1316 nt
Organism: Raphanus sativus (radish)
Lineage: Eukaryota; Viridiplantae; Streptophyta; Magnoliopsida; Brassicales; Brassicaceae
Exons: 5
Coding region: 616-1173 (185 amino acids)
Biological process (GO): cytoplasmic translation
Source: RefSeq, a predicted model, not a curated record
UGCUACUAAUAAUGUCAAAAUCAGACCAUAACUCUAUCGUAACAUUAAUUUCGUGCUAGCAAAGAUUUUCAUUAAGCGGGAGCCCCGAAAGUGUAUUAUGCAGCGGAAUAUUUAUUUUGGAGCCAAAAAACUUAGCGAAAUUUAUGUUUUGGAGCGGCUUUUUUUUUUGGUAAAGUUAUUUAAAAAAAAAAUAGAUGUUUUCAUUCAUCACGCACAAAAAAAAAAUUUAGCAUCUAUCUCUCGUCGUCCUCUGUCCUUCGUUCUUCUUUUUUUUUUCUUUGACCAAUGUCCUUCAUUCUUCUUCUCCAUCGUUUUCUUUCAUCUAUCUCUUAUCACUUUCAAUCUUUCUCUGUUUCUAGGGUUUAAUUUUUCUCUGGGAAACAAAGUAUAAGUUGUCUCAAUCAAGGAAAAUUGCCCUGCCCUAAAUCUGUUUUCCUCUCUGACAGACAAAUUGAGGAGGCAAUCUCGACGUCUUGCCUCGACGCCGACUCUUCUGUUCACCCCUUCGUCGUGGUAUCAUCCAACGUUAGGGAAAGCUUCUUCUUGCACCAGUGUUGUCAAAGUUUCGGUCAACGGUGUCGUGCCUCUGUUCCUUCUCAGAGACUCUGGUGGUGUAUGUGUAACCGAGCUCGCCGGAGACUUCAUGGAGUUGAAACCAAAUCUUAUCUUAGAGAGAUAAUCAAAGAGAGAGAUGAGAGAGAUGGUGCAUCAGUUUCAAGAUCAUUGUACAUGCCUGGGAAAAACAAAGUCAUUGUACGAGCUGUCUCUUUUGACAACAAACAACAUGUUUCCAAUGAAGUAAGUGGUGGUGAUGAAAUCACUUUGGUGUCAUCAGCAAAGGACUGGUUGUCUGAAAACUAUGGGCAAGGUGAUGGGGCUAACUAUGCAGAGGAAGAAGCCGCCAAAGAGGAUGAGGUAUUGCAGGAGACAUUUGUGGCUUGGAGAGAGUUAUAUGAGGCAGAGCUUGCAAUUGAGCUAACCAAGCUGAUGCCGGAAUCUGCUCUUACAGCACCCAAGGAGAAGAAGCUUACAGGAAGACAGUGGUUUGAGAGUGGCAAAGCGAGCAGAACAAUGGUCGCUGCUAAUCAAGAAUCUGAGGAGGAAGAUGAUGAAGACACUGACUUUACAUUGAGCAGCAUUCAAUCUCCAUUACUCAUAGAUUCACGUUUUUAACAUUCUUAAAAUAGCAGCACCGGGAUGUAAACAUGUUUUUUUGCCUAAAUAAACUUUAUGUUCAAAAAAAAGAAAAAGUAAAUGAAUGUUAAAACUUAUCUUUGAGAAAAGUUAGAUUUAAAAAUUUAACAAAACCCUAAAUA